AUGAUAGAUUUGGACGACUAUCGCACGGAACUGUUGCUGGGGCUCCAAGAGAUUCGAAGCCGAGCUUUGGAGCAUAUAAAAAAGGAACAAGAGAGGGCCAAGCGAUAUUACGAUGAGCGUAAUCGUGUGAAGGCCGAGCAAUUCCGCGUGGGCGAACGGGUACUGGUGUACAUGCCGUCAGAGCUGACCACAACACGGCAUCCCAAGUUCGUUCACAAAUACGUUGUUCCCUACCGUAUUUUGAGGCUAACGGAUAAUAGUGCGAUAGUGCAACUGAUCGGGAGGAGAGAACAAGCUUUCAAAGUGCAGCUUGAUCACUUGCGAAAAGUCCCGCCGGAAGCACCUUGA
Gongylonema pulchrum is the source of this 348-nucleotide messenger RNA. NCBI's taxonomy places the organism in Eukaryota, Metazoa, Nematoda, Chromadorea, Rhabditida, Gongylonematidae. The record is from the annotation of a GenBank genome assembly.